Messenger RNA from Pseudocercospora fijiensis CIRAD86, 2207 nucleotides. RefSeq lists its product as uncharacterized. NCBI's taxonomy places the organism in Eukaryota, Fungi, Ascomycota, Dothideomycetes, Mycosphaerellales, Mycosphaerellaceae. The record is from RefSeq and is a predicted model, not a curated record. Gene Ontology annotation, biological process: aromatic amino acid catabolic process; L-tyrosine biosynthetic process. Gene Ontology annotation, molecular function: pyridoxal phosphate binding; aromatic-amino-acid:2-oxoglutarate transaminase activity; L-2-aminoadipate:2-oxoglutarate transaminase activity. The transcript has 4 exons. The coding region runs from base 101 to 1888 and encodes 595 amino acids.
CCACCGCCUUCGUACUGUUGCUUUGUAACUGCUGCCAACCAGGCCAGCCAGACCCGAUCCAGACCCCCACGAAACAGAUCGUGCGCGCCCAAAGCAGUCAAUGCGAUCCGUCGACAUCGACAGACUCCACCCCAACGCCGGGCGGAGCGGUGCGCACAUGUCUCCCGCCGCCACGAGGGACGUGGAUGUGGCAUGCCCUGCCAUCCUGCCGGAAUCCGACACCACCGCCUUCACCGUAAUCGACCGUCUGACCGUUCAAGGCGUCGCCAACAGGCGCGCUGCGUCGGGGAAGCUCGUUGCCGGCGUUGCUGCACCCGCCGAUCUGGAGCUCUUCAAGAAGCUGGCAUGGGACGACGAGCUAACGAGGUCACUGAAGGGGAGGACGUGUCACAAGCACAAGCCUGUGGCCAAGCGCUGGGAUCACCGCCUGAGCCAUGAGACCCUCAGCCGAGGCGGCAGUUCGCUGAAGAAUGCUGCUCGCUAUCUCAAGACUCCAGGACUCAUCUCCUUAGGAGGAGGUCUGCCUUCACCUGAAUAUUUUCCCUUCCACGAGAUCGAUGUGAAAGCGCCACGACCUGCCAGGCUGGGUCUGCACGAAGAUGGCAUCGUCGAGAGUGAUGUCCUUUCCAUGGGCAUGCACGACAUGGCCAAGGGAACUUCUGCCUUUGAUCUAGCCACUGCUUUGAACUACGGUCAAGGACAUGGCAGUGCACAAUUGCUCAGAUGGAUUGUCGAGCAUACCGAAGUCGUACAUGACCCACCAUAUGCCGACUGGAGUUGUACGAUGACUGUGGGCUCGACUGCCGCCUGGGACAUGACUUUGAGAAUGUUGUGCAGGCCUGGCGACUACAUUUUAACCGAAGAGUACUCUUUCCCAGCCGCCAUUGAGACCGCUGCACCCAUGGGCGUCAGGUGCGCCGCUGUCAAGAUGGACUCGCAGGGAAUGAUCCCAUCCUCGCUUGAUGAUGUCCUGAACAACUGGGAUGCUGUGAAGCGUUGCGGCCCCAAGCCCUUCCUCAUCUACACUGUUCCAACUGGCCAGAACCCGACAGGUGCUACCCAGUCUUUGGCGCGAAGAAAGGACAUCUACAGAGUCGCCCGAAAGCACGACUUGUUCAUCUUCGAGGACGAGCCAUACUACUUCCUCCAAAUGCAACCAUACACUGGACCAAACGCACCAGAAGUGCCACCACCAGCUACAUACGAAGACUUCCUCAACUCCAUCGUUCCAUCUUUCCUGGCUCUGGACAUUGACGGCCGUGUCAUGCGUGCAGACUCAUUCUCCAAAGUCCUCUCACCAGGCUCUCGUUGCGGUUGGAUCACAGCUUCCGAACAAAUCUGCAACCGCUUCCGCACGCACGCAGACGUCUGUACGCAAGGACCUUCCGGAUUCAGCCAGAUCAUCCUCUUCAAGCUUCUCGACGAGACAUGGGGUCAUACCGGGUAUCUGGACUGGCUCAUGCAUAUCCGCAUGUCAUACACCAAGCGAAGAAACGUCAUGAUGGAAGCUUGCGAACGAUACUUGCCCAAAGAUAUCGUGAGCUGGGUGCCACCUACUGCUGGCAUGUUCCAUUGGUUGCAAGUCGAUUAUCAGAAACAUCCUGCGUAUGGCAUGAAAUCCAUGGACGAGAUUGAGGAGGAUAUAUUCCAGGCUAACGUUGCUCAUGGAACGCUGCUGAUGAAGGGGUCUUGGUUUAUGGCUGAGAAGAAUGGGAAGCGAAGCACCAUGUUCUUCCGCGCCACCUACGCCGCAGCACAAUUCGACCAAAUCGACGAGGCCAUCAAACGUUUCGGCAACGCUAUUCGAGAAGAAUUCGCUUUGAAGCCAUAUACUAAUGGUUAUCACGCUACGAAUGGUCACGGCAAUGGGUAUGCCAACGGUCACUAAGCGAAGUCGGUGCGCAGCAAAUGCCAGAAAAGUAAUAAGCCCUGGAUCUCCGGCUAGAACGAAGAUGGGUGAUGAGAUGAGAUUAGAGAUUAUGACAUGACUCGCGUUCCCUCUUUUUCCGGCUGCGAAUUUUUUUCUUCGCUUCCUGGUGGUAGUUGAUAGCAGCGCAUUCGUUGGCUUUGAAAAGCGAAGUCUUGAUCAGCGCGCUUUUUCUCAGGGUUGCUUUCUCGAGAGGCUGGGAAUGGCACAUUUGGCCUUCUUCGGAGUCGGUCCUUCAGGCAGGCAUGAAAUGAGUAAUCGAUUGCCAUCAUCAUCCUGU